AUUUUCAUUUCCACACCUUAGCAACCCGCAAUCGGGUUGGGUUUAUCCAGCGGUUAUCUACCAACCCGCUUACAUUAUUAACCCAGGAAAGCUCGGCUACAGCCAAACCCUUCAACCCAGCCAGCCCAGUGAGCCCACUGCCCAAGUGCCCACACGGCACGCCCCGCUCAGCGCCUCAGCCCCUCUCCGAGCCCCUAUUCAGUUCGAGCCCUAGCUGCCUGCUGCCCUAUUCGAUUCUUCAUUCGAGCGUGACGACUAACGAGCGUCUCUGUUCAGAGAGCCAGCACGAGAGGAGAGAGUGAAAGACGGAGACCCUUUGGCCCUGGCCUUCGUGAGUUCGUCGUCAACCCUUCAGGCUUCGAACCAGCAGGAGCUUUUGCUACAGAAUACCCUUCAAUCCAGAGAGAAACAAACCCUAGAGAGAGAAAGCGAUGGGGAAGGUGAAGGGGAAGCACAGGUUGGACAAUUACUACCACCUCGCCAAAGAGCACGGAUACAGAUCCCGAGCGGCAUGGAAGCUUAUUCAGCUCGACUCCAAGUUUAGCUUCCUCAGCACCGCCCGUUCUGCGCUCGACCUCUGCACCGCCCCCGGCGGCUGGAUGCAGGUCGCCGUCCAGCGCAUGCCCGUUGCCAGCUUCAUCGUUGGCGUCGACCUUGUCCCCAUCCGCCCUAUUCGCGGUGCCAUCUCCUUCGUGGCUGACAUCACCAACUCCAAGUGCCGCUCCACCAUCAAGAAGCUCAUGGACGAAAAUGGCUGCCGCGCCUUCGACCUUGUCUUGCACGAUGGCUCGCCUAAUGUGGGCGGCGCGUGGGCUCAGGAGGCCACCGUCCAGAACGCGCUUGUCAUUGAUUCUGUGAAGCUCGCCACUGAGUUCUUGGCACGGAAAGGAACAUUUGUUACCAAGGUAUUCAGGUCACAAGAUUACAAUUCUGUUCGCUAUUGCCUUAACCAGUUAUUUGAAAAGGUUGAGGUUGUUAAACCAUCAGCUAGUCGUAAGGAAUCUGCGGAGAUUUAUGUUUUAGGACUUAAGUACAAGGCCCCAGCAAAGAUUGAUUCACGUCUUCUUGAUGUGAAGCAUCUAUUUCAGGGUGGUGACAAAACCAGAAAGGUGGUGGAUAUACAGAGACCAACAAAGCAGAAGAGACACCGUGAUGGGUAUGAAGAUGGAGACACAACUUUGAGAAAAGUAUGUUCAGCUGCAGAUUUUGUUUGGUCUGAGACUCCUCUAGAGCUCCUCCAUUCAGUUACUUCUAUAACCUUUGAGGAUCCAGCUUGUUUGCCUAUAAAGGAUCAUGAUUUGACAACAGAAGAGAUCAAAAUUCUUUGUGACGAUCUAGGUGUUUUGGGAAAUCAAGACUUCAAACAUCUUUUUAAGUGGCGGACAAAUAUAAGAAAGGCUCUGUGUCCAGCACAAAAGGCUAAUUCUUCUGCCACAAAGGUUGAAAAUGAGAAUGAGGUCGACGAGGAUGAGAGAAUGUUGAAUGAAAUGGAGGAGUUGACAUAUGCUAUGGAGCGCAAGAAGAAACGAGAAAAGAAGCUUCUUGCUAAAAGACGAGCCAAGGACAAGGCAAGAAAGGCGACAGGGAUGCAAGUAGAUGCUCUGGAUGAUGGUUAUAUUGACCUUGAGUUGUUUUCUCUUUCUUCUAUCAAGGGCAAGAAAGAUCUAGUAGCUUUUGAUUCCACAGAACAUGAUGAGGAUGGUGAAUUUGAGAACAGUGGAAGUGAAGAAGUCUGUGAGGAAACUGAAGAACAUUCACCCAGUGACAUGGACUCUGAUGAAGAGUGCAAGAGAUAUAAUGAUCAGCUGGAAGAGAUUCUUGAUAAGGCUUAUGAACAUUAUAUGGCUAAAAAGAAUGGCAGUACAAAGCAGCGAAAGCGUGCAAAGGAAAGCUAUUCUGAAGAUGGGCAACUUUUGGAGGGUGGUGAUGAUGAUGACAUUAUUAAUUCUGAUCACAAUUCAGACAAUGGUCAGAGUGAUCAUGAAGCAAAUCCUCUCAUGGUGCCACUUGCUGAGGAAGUACCAACUCGAGAUGAGAUUACAGCUAAGUGGUUUAGUCAAGAUAUCUUUGCCAAAGUGGCAGAAGUGGAUUUAGGGAAGAAUGAGAGAGAAGAUGAAAUGGGGCUGGAUAAAAAGGAGGAAAAGCAGCCCUCAAAUGCAAAGAAAGUGAAGGAGAAAACUGCAAAGCAUUCUGCAGAGUUAAAUUUAGCUCAAGCUCAACCUUCUAUGCCAGAUGAUGACUUUGAAAUUGUCCCUGCUCCAGCAACAGACUCAAGCGAUGACUCAUCCUCAGAUGAAUCAGAGGAUGAAGAUGUUGACACAAAAGCUGAAAUAUUGGCUUGCGCAAAGAAGAUGCUAAGGAAGAAACAAAGGGAGCAGAUUCUUGAUGAUGCCUAUAACAAGUACAUGUUUGAUGACGAGGGCUUGCCUCGAUGGUUCAUGGAAGAGGAAAAGAGGCACCGGCAGCCAAUUAAGCCCGUUACAAAAGAAGAGAUCGCUGCAAUGAGGGCAGAGUUUAAAGAAAUUGAUGCACGACCUGCUAAGAAGGUGGCAGAGGCCAAAGCCCGAAAGAAGCGGGAUGCCAUGAGAAAGCUCGAGAAGGUUCGGAAGAAGGCAAACAAUAUAUCAGACCAAGCAGACAUUUCUGAUCGUUCAAAGGGAAAGUUAAUCGAAAAAUUAUACAAGAAGGCGGCACCCAAAAGGCCUAAAAAGGAAUAUGUGGUUGCGAAGAAAGGGGUACAAGUCAAAGCAGGAAAAGGGAAAGUUCUUGUUGAUCGGCGGAUGAAGAAGGACGCAAGGUCUCAAGGAUCAGGAAAGCAAGGAAAAGGUGGUUUGAAGAAGGGAAAGAAUGCCAAGGCACAGAAAGGUAAGGGGUCGAAUAAAGGGAAGAAGGCAAACAAAGGAAAGAAAAUGGGCAUGCGUGACUGAGCCACUGAAGUUUUGGUCUUCUAAGGUUUUAUUGCCUUUGGGCUUAAAAUUUUGAGGUAAUUUGUCCAAGUUGUCUGCUGGUGGCUGCGUUUACUGUGGUAGCAAUUUAACCUUGUCCUUCUGAGUGUCAUUCUAGUUGUCAUUUGGGUUGUUUGAAUUGAUCUCUGGGUAUAUUAGUAUAUUUAUGUUAAAAAGUCUAAAUAAUAUUUCAAAUCAUUACAUCACAAAUUAAA
This is a messenger RNA of Malania oleifera, 3160 nucleotides long. RefSeq names its product adoMet-dependent rRNA methyltransferase spb1. Gene Ontology annotation, biological process: maturation of 5.8S rRNA from tricistronic rRNA transcript (SSU-rRNA, 5.8S rRNA, LSU-rRNA); rRNA methylation; maturation of LSU-rRNA from tricistronic rRNA transcript (SSU-rRNA, 5.8S rRNA, LSU-rRNA). The record is from RefSeq and is a predicted model, not a curated record. The transcript has 12 exons. Gene Ontology annotation, molecular function: rRNA (uridine-2'-O-ribose)-methyltransferase activity; rRNA (guanine) methyltransferase activity. Gene Ontology annotation, cellular component: nucleus; preribosome, large subunit precursor; nucleolus. The coding region runs from base 432 to 2927 and encodes 831 amino acids. Lineage: Eukaryota; Viridiplantae; Streptophyta; Magnoliopsida; Santalales; Ximeniaceae.